UUGAACUUGUUCGGCACUCCCUGCAGCAUAGCAUCAUAAGUUUGUUCUUCGUUUUCAUUCUUUCAGCAAAGCUCGAAGUUGUCUUUUUUUCCUUCUUGGUAGAAUAUUUUCCUUCCUAAAUAUGUCGUACUAUUUCCUUCGAAGAAGAUCACUUAGGAUUACUACCACCACCUUCUCUUCGUUUCUAUCCAAACUUGUCGGAAACUUGUCCGAUUCGCCUUCACCAACGUUGUUUUCCUGUCGCCACUUAUCACAUGCCCUUCCUUUCUUCUCUUCCACGUGGCUUUCAAGAGACGCUUACUCUCACGGGCUAUUAUCUCCCACGCAGGCUCGCUUUUGGGCUUCUCAGCCCGCCGCCGCUGAACACUCAACAUCUGAUGGGCUCACCAUCCAAGGAAUUCUAGCCAAAAAUUGGCCCAUUCUUGACGAAAAUGACAGUGAUUGGAAGAGUCAUGCCUCAGCUAUAGCUCAAUCUAUUCAUUUGAUCAAACGCCGCUUACAGUGGAAGAAGUUGAAGGUUAGGUUGGAUAUGUUAUCAGCCCAGCUGAAUAAGGAAGAUCUUUGGGAUGAUCCUGUACGUGCUGGUAAAAUUAACCGGGAGCACGGUUCACUACUUGGGAAAAUGAAAGAGGUGAAUGGAUUGGAGCGAGAGUUACUUGACGAUAUUGAAAUGAUAAAGCUUGCUCGUGAAGAGAAUGAUUCAGAGUUGGAAUUGGAAUCAAUGAAAGCAUUGCUUAACAUGAGAGUAAAUGCAAAAGAGAAAGAGCUAGAAGCAUUGCUGGCAGAUGAGCAAGAUUCUCGUUCUUGCUACAUUGAGGUUCAGGCUGGAGCUGGGGGUACCGAGAGCAUGGACUGGGCUUCUAUGAUCAUGCAGAUGUAUAAAUCAUGGGCCCAGCGACGUGGAUAUAAAGUUACUGUAAUGGAAGAAAUGCCUGGUGAGAUUGCAGGAAUCAAGCGAGCUACAAUCAAAGUAGACGGUGAAUUUGCAUUUGGAUAUGCCAAAGCAGAAAUAGGAGUACAUAGACUGGUGCGCAUAUCACCGUUUGACAGUAAUAAGCGCCGACAUACUUCAUUUGCUGCUGUAGCAGUCAUUCCAAACCUUGGUGAUGAAUCUUCCAGUGUACAGAUUAAUGAAUCUGAUCUUCGAAUUGAACGAUUUCGCGCCAGUGGUGCUGGUGGACAGCAUGUUAAUACUACCGAGAGUGCUGUAAAAAUAACGCAUAUUCCUACGGGAGUUACUGCAACUUGUCAGAAUGAAAGAUCACAACAUCAGAAUAAGGCUUCGGCAAUGGCUGUGCUUCAGUCAAGAUUAAACCAGAUUGAGAUGGCUCGCCAGGCGCAGUUGAAUGCUCAGCAUACACAGUCUCUUACUGACAUAACCUGGGGUAGUCAGAUUCGUAGUUAUGUGCUCCAUCCUUACCGCAUGGUAAAAGAUCUCAGAACUAACUACGAGGUUUCAGAUCCUGACUCUGUCCUUGAGGGAGAUCUAGAUGGUUUCAUCAUGAGCUAUUUAUCAGCUUCUUUGGAUAAAAAUGAAGAUGAUGCUUAAAUUAAUUAAACUGCCAGAUUAUUUUGGCACUGGCACAAAGUAUGUUUUGCGCUCAAAUGGCAUUUUUAUCAGUUUUGCGCAACUGAAGUUCACUGUCCUACAGUUGCUGUCAUUCCUCAUUAAGGUAUAACGGUGUUACAAGGAUACAUAUUGUUUGGCUUCCUAUCAGUAUUUUUGUGGUCAUAAAUAAAUGAGUAUGUACAAUUGAAUAUGGAAGCACAAAGCUCAGAAGCUUGACUAUAAGGGCUUGCACUGUCCAAAUAACUCAUCAAUAACCUAUGUUGCUGCUGCUCAUGAUUCUUGUGCUCUAUGACUCACUUGUAAACUGUAUACAUUAAUAACUGUAGAUGGAUGCUAUUUGACUUUUGGAUUUUUUUUUCUCCUGAUAAAAGAUACAAAUAGUACUGGAUUGCUAACUCUGCUCAAGGAAUCAUGGCAGCGGAUAAAUUUUUGUAAUUUAUUGUUAUGAAUGAACACGACCUCAGAGAAAAGCAUAGUAUAAAUCUGAUUAGGUGUGAUCCCUAAUGAAAUUAUUCAAUAUUUAUUGUGAGCUAUUUUUCAAGAGGG
This is a messenger RNA of Medicago truncatula (barrel medic), 2116 nucleotides long. Its product is annotated as peptide chain release factor PrfB2, chloroplastic. The transcript has 7 exons. Gene Ontology annotation, cellular component: cytoplasm. Gene Ontology annotation, biological process: translational termination. The record is from RefSeq and is a predicted model, not a curated record. Lineage: Eukaryota; Viridiplantae; Streptophyta; Magnoliopsida; Fabales; Fabaceae. Bases 122 to 1549 code for a protein of 475 amino acids. Gene Ontology annotation, molecular function: translation release factor activity, codon specific.